AUGUGUCCUUUGCACGAACACCAACUACAUAAGAUGGAUUUUUCCAUUAUGACCCUUAAAACUUAUACCUUUGUCUAUAUUUUUGGAGGAAUUACUUUUAUACCUCUUGUUUUUGUUAUAUUUUUCGUUUACAGCUGGAUUGUUUUGCCAGAUGUAGAUCAGACAGUUUUUAAAUCUUUUAAAAAAUAUUCUUUCUUGAAUAAAAAAAAUAGAUUGAAAACACUAGAUUCACUGGAUGAAGCGACAGGUGUUUAUAAAACGGGAUGGAUUCGAGUGACUCGUGAGGUGGAUGAGAUGGAUAUUGAAAAUAUUGAAAAUAAAAUGUCUGGGACUGAAGGAGGAACGGGAAAUAAUAUAGCGGGACAAACACCGGGAAAUAACAUGAGUGGGGGGAUCCUUAAUACAACAAAUGUAAAAAAACAAAGAAAGGGACCGGCACUUUUUUUUGCAGUGUUAAAACAUGGAAAUCUUUUUUUAUAUGAUAAAGAAAAUCGAUCAGAUGUAAAAUAUGUGAUUGUGUUAGCGCAAUAUCAUGUUAGUAUAUACCCUAAAGGAUCUAAGGAUGGAGAGCUUUUUACAAGGACCCACGCAAUUUGUUUAUCUCGGGAAAAAAAUGAACAAAAAAAAUUGAAAAAAGAUACUGAAAGUAUUUUAGAUGAAACAAGACCAAGAAAUAAAUUUUUGAUAUAUAAUUCAAAUCCGUCGGAUCAGGAGGACUGGUAUUUUUUAUUGAUCCAGGCAAGUAAGACUUUAGAUAAGAAAUGUGAAUGGAAAGAAAAUCCGUGUGUAUCAGCAGUACCAUUAAUAUUUCAUUCGAAACAUAUGUCAAAGUUGAUUCAUGCAAUUCAUUCGACUGAUGCGCAGCUUGAAACGAGAUGGUUAAAUGCGUUAUUAGGUCGUUUGUUUCUAGGAUUAUAUCGUACACGUUUUUCACAGGAAUAUAUAAUUGAAAAAAUAAGAAAGAAAGUAUCUCGAAUUAAAAAACCUGGAUUUUUGUCAGAUAUUGUAGUUAAAGGGGUGGAUAUUGGGGACAGUAUUCCAUAUAUUACAUGUCCUAGGCUUAGAGAUCUUUCUUCGGAUGGACAAUUAAAUAUUGACGCAAUGAUUACAUAUAAUGGGAAUUUUAGAAUAGAAAUUGCGACUACUGCGACAUUAAAUUUAGGGAGUCGAUUUAAAGCUCGGCAAGUUGAACUGAUGUUAGCAGUAAUAUUAAAAAAAUUCGAAGGGACUUUAGCAUUAAUUAUUAAACCCCCUCCAAGUAAUCGACUUUGGUAUGGAUUUUAUGAAAUGCCAAAGAUAGAUAUGACUAUUGAACCUAUCGUGUUUUCGAAACAAAUUACAUACUCCAUGAUAUUAAAAGUUAUCGAGAAUAGAAUACGUGAAACUAUUCAUAAUACACUUGUUUUUCCUUAUAUGGAAGAUUUUGAAUUUUAUGACACAACAGAUCAAUUUUUUAGAGGAGGAAUUUGGGAUCAUUCAAAAAUGCAAGAAAAAGAGUCGGAGUCAGAAAAAGAAAUUUCAGUGAUAGAAAAACAAGAAAGCAAUGAAGAAACAUUAUUAGAUGUAUUAGAUGAUAUCAAAGAGAAAUCAAACUUAUCAAAAAUGGUUUCAACAAAUUCUGAAAACGAAGCGCCCAAUAAAUCAAAGCAUUCCAUUUUGCUCACUACAUUGAGAUCUUCUGGUUCGGAAGUAAAAAAGAAUCCUUUGAAAAGAUCAUCAUCAUACAAUACGAUUUCUGAUAAUAGUUCACUAGUUGACCUAGAGAACCGAUCAAGUACGGAAAUUCCCUCGGGAGAUAAAUCUUUCAAGGAUUUAUGCGGUAAAUCAUUUGUUACUGCAGCUGCAAUAAGUGCCUUUGGAAAAUCUACUGUUUUACCGAAAACAUUUAAUAAGAUAUCUCAUUUUAAAACUCCUAAAUCAGAAGAUAUAAGUAAAUUGGAUAUAGAGUUGGAUAAAAAGGCUAUUGAUGUUGAGAAUGAGAGUAUUACAUCUAGUACUUCUACAAAUUCAUUUAAAUCCUCGUUUACAACUAAAAAAGAACGUCUUAGUGCAGCUUUUGCUACAAUGCGGGAAAAUACUAUAUUUGACAAUAAACGAAAGUCUGAAUCUGGUGAAAAAAGUUCACUAUCAUCAAGCGUUAGUUCUGCUACAAAUACUGUACGUCGAUGGGGCGCAAAUUAUAUUGCAAAAAGACAUGGGAAUACAUCUAUUGAUUCGGAAUCGUUAAAUUAUACGUCUUCACAUACAUCUCCUUUAAGCUUCCAAGUUAAUAAGAAAAAGACAUCGUCAAGUAAUUUGAACGAAAAUCCUCCAGAUUAUUCAGAAAUCUCUACAGAUUCUAUUGUAUAUGAUUCAUUACAAUUAAGCGAACCAUCAUGUGCUACUACAACAGAUACUGUUCAUGCAUUUUCAAAUAAACAUAUUUCGAUUCCAGAGCCUCUUGAAUCUAUGACGGAACAAUCAUAUACUAUUAGUAAGCCAUUUAGCCAAAGAACGGAUUUGGAUUAUGAUACAUUGUUACCUAAGCAAAGGCCAAUACCUCCCAUACUUCCUAUGAGACGGGAUUUACCCUCACCGCCUGCGCUUCCUGCAAGACGAAAUGUGGUUAAACAAAUUAUUAUUCCAGAGCCUUCUAAAACUCUUGACAAUGCAAAUAGUCAUAAAACGAAUGUAGAUAGUGAUGAUAGGGUUGUAGAUUGCGAUGAUAAGAAUGUGGAUCAUGAUAUUAUAGCAGAAAAUUUAUUUCAAGAUUCUUCUGAAAAAAAUGAUGAAUCCAAAAAUAAUAAUGAAUUAGAAAACAGUAUUGAGCAAAAAAGUUCUUUUGAGUUGGAUAAUAUUAUUGAAUUAGAAAAUACUAUUGAGUUAGAUAAUAUCACUGAACCUGAAGAUACAACUCAACUGGCUGAUACCAGUAAACUAGAUGGUAUUGCCGAAUCAGAAAAUAGUAUGGAAUUAGAAGAUAUGGUUGAAUUGGAAGAUAUUAUUAAUUCGAAGAGUAUAAAAAGAUCGACGAAUACUAUUUAA
Molecule: messenger RNA, 3024 nt
Organism: Pneumocystis murina B123
Lineage: Eukaryota; Fungi; Ascomycota; Pneumocystomycetes; Pneumocystales; Pneumocystaceae
Exons: 5
Coding region: 1-3024 (1007 amino acids)
Biological process (GO): phospholipid transport
Cellular component (GO): ERMES complex; endoplasmic reticulum
Molecular function (GO): lipid binding
Source: RefSeq, a predicted model, not a curated record